Kickxella alabastrina is the source of this 1662-nucleotide messenger RNA. RefSeq lists its product as uncharacterized. The transcript has a single exon. The coding region runs from base 180 to 1595 and encodes 471 amino acids. NCBI's taxonomy places the organism in Eukaryota, Fungi, Kickxellomycota, Kickxellomycetes, Kickxellales, Kickxellaceae. Gene Ontology annotation, molecular function: RNA binding. The record is from RefSeq and is a predicted model, not a curated record. Gene Ontology annotation, biological process: mRNA 5'-splice site recognition; RNA processing.
CCUGGAUUCAGACCCCACCUCCCCAUGACCCCUGUACAAUACCAUAUUUAACCCAACCAACUAAUCGCGACGUCAUCCCCCUUUCAACACCAACUACAAAAAAAGCCAAUCCACACGUUAUUCAGCCACACAUUUUUCAUUUUUAUUUUUAACCUUCCUUUUUCGUUUAAAAACGCCUUAUGAGCGCUCAUCAAAUAAGACAGCAGGAGCGGCAGAAAUGGAUCCGGCGACAACGCCAGCGCCACGGCCCCGGUUUCCUCCCCGAUCAAGACGACGGCACACACAAUAGCCUUGAGGAUCUAUUUAUUUUCGGAUACACAGCGCAAAUAUUCCCCGCACCACGCACCGUACCAGCACUAACUGAGCUCUCGCCGGACGUAUUCGUGGAUCGCUACGAUAUCCGACACCUAAUCCCCACAUCCAUAACUAAAACCAGGUGUCACAGCAUUUCCGACCAUCAAGAUAUUUCCAUCAUACGGUUUGCCACAUUGCUUGAAAAGAACGAGGCUGGGGAGGAAAAAAUACCGCAGCGUGAUAUUUUUGAGAUGGACGCGCAGGAAAGACGCGCGUUUAUCGAGCGUGCGCCGCAGGUCGAGUACAAGGGUAUUCCACUGGACUACGAGUUGCAGGAGAAUCCGCGCACAGACGUUUUGGAAGCAGAGGCAAAUAAGGACGAAGACGAAGAUGAAAACGAGGGAGAAGAUGAGAAUGGGCCAGCGUUUAUUGUAAAGUUUGCGGUGCCAGAUAAUGUGGCGACGCCAAAGACGCAGAGGCUGUUUGGGAUCAUCGAGCAAACGGCGAGGUUCAUUGUCGAGCAGCCCAGCGCGAUGGCUAAUAGGAUGGAGCUGGUGAUCCAGGGCAAGCAGGGGACUAAUCCUGAUUUUGCGUUCCUGAGUGCCCGCAGCCCGUUGUAUGUCUUUUACAAGCACCUGCAGUGGCUAAUGCAAACUGGGCUCUAUGGUUACAACGCGGAAUCAAGCUCCAGCUCCAGCUCCGAUUCUGAGCAAGAGCAAGAGCAAGAGCAAGGGCAAGGGCAAGGGCAAGGGCAAGGGCAAGGGCAAGGACAACAGCAGGAGCAGGAGCAGGAGCAGGAGCAGCAUCAGCACCCCUCCGCUGUACCCUCCCCUGCUCCUUUGAUCCAGCCUGAGCCUGAGCCUAAGCCUGAGCCUAAGCCUGAGCCUGAACCAUUGCCGUCCGUUCCAUCCACCGUGUCAGUGCCCACAGACGCAUCCACGCGUCAGCUCAUAGACACAGUCGUGCUUCUCGUGUGCAAAUCGCCCAGCCCCCAUAAACUCGAGCAAACCAUGCGUGUUGAAAAGGCAACCACAUCAACCUAUCGGUUCCUCUCCCCGUUCGACCCACUCCACGCGUACUACUGUUUUAUUCGCAAUUGUCGUUUGGCCAGAAAUUCAUCAGACGACAUUGAAAGGGCCGUAGCCGAUGCACUUCAAAAACAACAAAAUGACACAGUAAUAGUGCCGGUGGAAAAAAAGGAGGAGGAAAAGGAAGAGACAGUGGGGGAUCAGGAUGCUUGUUUGCAAGCUAAACGCAGGUUGAGAGCGUUGGAGUUUCUUCGAGCAAAACGAACGAAGUAGUAAAAAUAAAAAUGUUUUUGUUUUGUUUUUGAUUUUUGAUUCUUUUGUUCAAGAUAGUAUCAAAAAC